Messenger RNA from Eriocheir sinensis (Chinese mitten crab), 6049 nucleotides. RefSeq lists its product as uncharacterized. Bases 103 to 3816 code for a protein of 1237 amino acids. Lineage: Eukaryota; Metazoa; Arthropoda; Malacostraca; Decapoda; Varunidae. The record is from RefSeq and is a predicted model, not a curated record. The transcript has 13 exons. Gene Ontology annotation, biological process: intracellular signal transduction.
GGCCUAACGUAAAUAAACCCAAAUUUGAGUGCAGCUGGGCGCCAUGAGUGAUGUUUUUCGCCUUUUUCACGUGAUUCCCGCCUCCCACGCGUCCCCGGCGGCAUGAGCUGCAAGAAGUCCAUCUCGGGGCCGUACAGAGCCACGAAACUGUGGAACGAUGCCGUGCGGUCCUUCUACAAUGGCAUGCCGGUGUCACGUCACUGGCGGGGGCUGCGGCAGUACGAGCGCUGCUUCACGGCCUCAGAGGCGGUGGACUGGCUGCACCAACACCUCCAGAGCAACCCAAACUUCAGCCGCUCCGUGUCCCGGGACCAGACCAUUAAGCUGCUCAGGAAAUUUGUGAAGGCUGGGCUGCUGGAGGAUGUGCGAGGGGUGACCACACGGCCCGAGGACUUUAGGGAGGGCAGGGACUUAUACAGGUUCAGCAGCCGGUCACCCCUGAAGGCCCUGCGCACGCCUGGCCGUACAGCCCUAGCCGCCCUUGACCCCAACACCCCCCAGGCAGACUUAGGUGGCUCACCGCUCCUCAGGCGUUACCGCAGCUCACUCAGACAGUCUGUCAGAUGCAAACGAGGUGUUGACCGUGAUGCCUCUCCCAACACCGACGCCCCAGCCCCCAAAGCCAGGCCCAGAAGAGCUGCAUCGCUACACCGGGGGGAGAACGCAGCCAAUGAACGUCGGGCCAAGGCAGACCAGGGGGACAGAGGUGGCAAGGACCAGGGCGGCAUGCAGGAGUGUCAUCUGGUGGCUCGUCCACCCACUGCCCAGGAGACCAACCAGGUGUGGAAGGAGGUCCUGCUCGACAAGCUAGAUGGCUUGUGUGAGCGUCUGGUGUUUGGCGGCGUUGAGACAGUGCUGGAGCCACAGUUGGUGUGUGGGGAGAGUGUGCGCCACAACAUGACGCAGCUGACGGCACGCGGCGUGGUGAAGGUGACGGACGGCCACCCGGAAGACCUCCCCAACUGGAUCCUGACAGCCAUGAAGUGUUUAGCCCAGUGGCCUAAUGUGGCUGACUCAAACUGCAACAUUCCCAAUUACCCCGGGGUGGAGCGAGACGUGUUCAAGAUCGUGCGCGACUUCUUCAUAAACAUGGCCGUGCCACUGAUUCCCUUUGAGCUGUACGAGCCACUCAUCCGCCUCUACAUCGGGGCGGAGUUUCUGGACAUCACCCACCGCUCCCACGCAGCCCCCGCCAGCACCUCCACCUCCACCACUGGCUCCUCCUCGCCGCCCUCCCCUCCCCUGCACCGGGCAUCCAGCGACACAGACUCCGUUGAAGACCUGAUCCUGAAUAUGAGUUUGAGUGGCCAGGCAACCUCCACGCCCCACGGGGAGGAGCGGACUCAAGGGGCGCCAAAGCAAGGGGUGGACGAGGGCACACAGACGCCCCACCUAGACACCAUGGUCGCCCCUGAGGCCUCCCGUCUGCUGCUGUCCCUCAAGCUGCGUCGCCUCAGGGACUACACAGACUUCAAGGAUGACAGUCUGUAUCCUGUCUCCCCUCUGUGCCAGGCAAGUGGAAGGAGGUCCUGUGACCCACCACAUGAUGCAGCACCCACAGCCCCACAGAAGGUGAAGAGUCCUGUCAGUUCCCCUCCUCAGCUCACUACAGCCCACCAGUCAUCCCACAAAACGCCUCCACAGCCCCAAGAUGUCUCUCGCCCCGUCAGCAGGCAGAGUGGAGCCAUAGAACGCCCGGCAAGCCGUGGGCCUGAUACAGUGCGGUCUGUCAAGACCAGCGACCAGGCCCGGCGGCUGAGGCAGGCCGGCGCCAACAGUCCCUGGGAGAACGUGGAGGUGAGGCCGGUUGAAGUGCUGGACAACCUGACUCUGCCCAACAACUGCUGCUUUGAGACUGCCUUCACCUCCGACAGCCCCAAGACCCGGAUCAUUCCCCAGAAGUCAGUGGACUCCCUCCACUUUGGACAUGGAGAACGGCAGCGGCCCCGCAGCCUGGCCGCCCCACCCUUCCAAGCCCCCCCUGGCCCCUGGGAUUCCAUUGUCAACUACUCCUCUGCCUCUGACCUGUUCCGCUCCAGCAUUGUCUCGUCUGCCAGCACAGAGUACAUCACGGCCCCGCUGGCCCCUCUGUCCCCCUUCAACCGAUCCUGCUCUGCUGGGAACCUGCAGUGCUAUGAAGCUGACCGCCUUAAUCCAGCCCCUGCUCCUGCCCCCGCCCCUGCCCCUGCACCUCUAGCACCCCCCAGGAGCCUGGCUUGCCGCAUCCGUGACUCCAUCAAGCGUAAACACCUGCGUGAUGACUCCCUCUCCCGGAAACGUGGCAGCCGGGGGAAGGUUGCUGCUGUGAAGCACCUCAGGACAGAGUCUGGGGGCUACCUCAACCUUGGUAUGCCUGGGCCAGCGCCGGAUGACACGGCCAGCACUGCGUCCUCUGAGGGCUCAGGAUCCUCUGCGGCCAGACUAGCUCACCUGCGUACCAAGUCUGGCGGCUUCCUCAAUCUGGCUCUUGCUCCCUCUGGGGACUCCACAGACACCCUGGACUCUGUGCCCUCAGCCCCCAUGAGUGCCUGCUCUGACCCUGGCCUGUUGGACCACCACCCUGCCCCUGCCCCUGCCCCCGCCCCUCGGCCCGUCUCCCGCCACAGGAUCCACACCCCAGAUGGAUGCCUGAGCCACAGCCUCCACUCCACAGCCUCUGGGAACAGUCUCUACCACUCGGCUCUCUCCCACACCAGCCGGGGCGGCACACCCACCUCCCUGGCCUCACACUCCAACCUGGCCUCCCCCGCCCUGCAGCCCGUCAGUGGCAUGGCCGGGAUAUACUCCGCCACUGUGAAAGGCACUGCUGCUCAGCCCCAGGCCUCCACAGACCCUCCAAUGAACAGUGACCUCCACAAGCACCUGUCCUCCUCGGCCAGCGAGCUGAGUGACAGGUGGGCUGACCGCACGCCCCUCAGUCAGGCACCGUUUUCCUUCAUGCGGGGCGGUGGGUCGCGCCUCUGCCUCUCCUCGCCAAGUAAGAGACGCAUCGGCCACAGGCGCGGGGCACGGGUGUUCUGGGGAAGCAAAGCAUGCGUGCCUGGGUUGUUGACGAGGGAGGGCAGGGAAGCAGCCACCACCUCGGCCCGCCUGCUGUUGCUGCUCAUUGCUCCAGUGCGUCGUCGAAAGCUCCACCUCCUUCUGCGGAUGAUGAGCAAGAUGGCCGUCAAUGAUUCCCUCACCCUCGACUCGGACACUUCCACGCGUGCCUUGGUUCUGAACACCUUCGCGCGCAGCAUCCUCCUGUGCGGGCGCGAGGCGGACCACGACGAGGUGCUGGCCCUGCGCGUGGUGGCCUUCCUCAUGGACACACACGAGGAGGUGAUGCGCCCGCCGGAGGACCUGUCCGUGCUGGCCCACCGACGCCUGGCUCUCCGGCACCGCAGCCAGGUGGUGUACCCGGCAGCGGCAGGGGAGCGCUCCGUCACCAUCACCUACUGCCGGCAGGUGUCCCCUUCUGAGUACCAGCGGCAGCGGCUCACUGGCUCGCAGCUCUUCCUGGCGCAGCUCCUCGACCAGCUUGUGGAGAACACCGGCAAGCUCUCGGCAAAGGACCGCAAGAGGAAGCUGAAGGAGUUCAAGUCACUCUACCCGGAGGUGUAUCGGAGCAGGUUCCCAGAGGAGGAGCCGCAGAAGGUUGAGGGGAAGAGCCGUAUGAAAAGCCUCAUCAAGCUGGCCUCCCUCACCUCCCUCGGACGCAGCCGCCAGUUGAAGAUCACAGACGGUCAGGGUGUGAAGGGGAAGAGCACCGUCAGCCCCAGCCAGUCGGGGUGUAACGAGAAGGGUUACCGGGAGUCACAGGCAAUGAGGAUCUAAGGGGAGGACUGCUUGGGGUGAAACUAGACAGGGGAUCAGAACUUAAGGGGGAGUCAGGAGCUGUUUAGGGUUUCCUGAAUGCUUUGUUUCCUCCUCUUAACCCUUGAGUUUUUUUUCACAUCAUUUUCAGUUGCUACGUUCAGUGUUCUGAGUCAUAUAUGUAGUGAUUGUCAGUUAAUUGUCAAAAACUGUUCUCUUUUCUGGUAUGGAUUUUAUGUUUUUGCUGAAUACUUUUAUAUUUUAAUUUUUCACAUAGAAUUUCACCUUUUAUCUUGUAGACUUUUAUAGUAAGUUAUAAUUCCCAGCAUCAUGUCUCCUCCAGGCUGUACACUUCCUUUUACCCUAUGAAUCAAAUUAGUCACCCCUUACUGAUUCUACCUUCCUCACAUAACCAUGAACUGGGAUUUUGUGUCAUAUAUUUCUUGCUGACUGGUAUUGGAGUGUUAUUGGUUCAGUUAGUCUUGUCCAGCUAGUGAGGUCAUUGCAGGCUGGCAGGUGCGUUCUGUCUGUCUGGCACGAUGGGUUGCUCACGCUGGGAUGUAACGAGUGCCAUGUGUUUUGAAGCAGUCAUGAGUGGAACGAGAGUGCCAUCUGGUGCCAAGUAGUGUGAUAAGCCAUUUAGAGGUAUUGUGUCAGCUGUGAUUGACUGUAUACAUCUCUUGAAUUUUAGGUGACAAAGGAAUUAUGAACAGGAAAUCUGCAUGUCUGAGUCCCAGAUUGUAUCAUUCACGAGCUUUUAUAUAUAACAUAAGACAUUGUCAUUGCACAUAUACAUAAGACAUUUUAUCUUCAUAUUCUGUCCUUAUUUAAAGUUCAUUAUGAGCUUUAUCAUAUCCUCUUACCCUGACAUUUGUAUGGAGAUGUUGUUGAUAAAGUUAGUGUUGGCAUCAAUAGUGUUGAUAUUAAUGGGGUUUGUGGUGUGGUGUAAUGUUAUGGCUAGACGGUGGCAAUGCUUGGGUCUCAGGCAGAUGAGGCAUUGGUGUUGGGAGCGCUAAAGGGAUAUAGCUUAAGGAUCAUUAUAGACUCCUACAGCAACACUUUCUUUAAGCAUCUCGCCCACUGCCAAGACCUACAAGGCAUCCUGUAUUUAUGUCUGUUCACUGUCACCAGUCUUUCAUCUUAAUGCACAGGACCCAACCACAAGUUCAAGCUUUAAUUCCCAUUUCAAACAGAACUGGGAAACAUAUGACUCUCUUGUUACUUUCAACAAGCAUUUUCUUCUUUCUAAUGUACAUUCUUUGAAAGACUCAUGAAACUAAAGACUGUCGGCAUGCACCGUCAUCUGUUUUAUGGACAGACUGCAAAUUUGUAUUAGAUGUACAAAUAUGCAUUCCUGGACCUUUAUGUGCCUUUCUAUACUACUCCAACAUGAGGACAGAUAACCUGAUUGAAAAUGUAGAUAGUAUUGUAAAUAUAAUGAUUCAUGCAUAGAUAUUUUCAUAUUUUAACAACUGCAAUGUGCAAUCUUGUCAGUGGUACAUUUGGUCAUAGAUAAUGACCCUUCAGCACCUCUUGAACACAAACCAAAAACUUACAAAUUGGCUUUGUAUAUUUUGUACAUCACUCAUCAGCUUUACUAACAGUGCAAGUUUUGUGAAGAGUUCCUAGUUGUUAAGCAGUACUUAAUGUGCCACCUCCUCACCGAAGCACAAGCAUCUCUGUGUUUGGACGCCUCUUCCUGGCUGACAGAUUCCAUAAUUUUUUAUUAUUUUUAUUAGUAUUCCUAGAGUGAAAAUGACAGGCUUUUAUUGAUUAUUAUUUUAGUGUAGUAUACUUUUAUACUUUUUUUUAAAUGUUUUAUUGUCAUUCUUUUAUAAAGAAUGUGACAGACUUAUUAUUAUUCAAUACUGAUACUGAUUGUUCUCUGAAGUGAGUGUGUGCUUGUGCAGAGGGAAUGCCAUAUACCAAGCUGUUGCAGAGUGUGUCACUGUAUAUGUUGUGACUGAGAUAGGUGAACAAAGUGUGUUCAUGCUUUAUGCAACAAAGUGUGUUCAUGCCUUAUGCAACAAAGUGUGUUCAUGCCUUAUGCUAAUUACCUGAUUGUAGUGAGCAUGUCUGAGGCUGAUUUCUGCAAGUUUGAUUGCUGACACUUCUUUAAGCUGUAUUUCAUUGGGAAGGUAAAGACAGGAGUGUGUGGAGUAUGUUCACUUUGCUUGGUGCUAAAGACGUGGUUUAACAGUAUUACUUGAAAUGGGUGUUUGGAGCCUUGCCAACAAUACAGUUUUGAUUUACA